CUUAAGGUACGUAGGAGUGAAAGCUUUGACGGCGUGCAUUUCUGCAGGUUAAAUUUUUAUAUUUUAGUGUUCGAGGAGUUAUAAUAUAUAUGAAAGUUUGUUUAAAGCAUUUUGAAGAGUCUGAUUUUCAUACACAAAGUAAGGAGCUGAGACACGCAGAUUUGUGUUUGAGACCGAGAAAAACUAACUUGAGACGCCGAAAUUUGAAAAGAAAUGCAGUCCCAACAAUAAACCUUCCUACAGGUACUCAUGAGAACAUAAAGAAGAAAGAAAGACGGAAUUCAACUAGAUAUGAUCCUGUACAACAACCAAUUUUGAAAUCUGACUGUGAAGUAAUGACACAAAAUCAAGAUGAAAAUGAACUUCAUGCUCAGGAAAUGAUUCACAGGCCUGAUGAAUUGUUGGCUGCUGAAGCUCUAUGUGCUUUUAUCAAUAAGGACAAUUUGUGACAAUAUUACUACAAAUCAAAAGCUUAACAGCUUGACAGGGUUGAAUUCUUUCGAAAUGCUGAAAACUAUUGAAAUUUUAGUAUUAAGAAUAAAAAGAGAAAAUUUUGUUUCAUCCCUCAAUAUUAGGGAAAAAAUACAUUUACAAAAC
Molecule: messenger RNA, 597 nt
Organism: Harmonia axyridis
Lineage: Eukaryota; Metazoa; Arthropoda; Insecta; Coleoptera; Coccinellidae
Exons: 4
Coding region: 90-449 (119 amino acids)
Source: RefSeq, a predicted model, not a curated record